Messenger RNA from Acanthaster planci (crown-of-thorns starfish), 3545 nucleotides. RefSeq names its product ABC transporter G family member 20-like. Lineage: Eukaryota; Metazoa; Echinodermata; Asteroidea; Valvatida; Acanthasteridae. Gene Ontology annotation, molecular function: ATP binding; ATP hydrolysis activity; ABC-type transporter activity. Gene Ontology annotation, cellular component: membrane. The record is from RefSeq and is a predicted model, not a curated record.
UGACUAAGGGUAUCUUUGCAGUUGGCUUCCUUAUCAGGAGGAGGUGCCGGAAGGAGGCCUAAAAAUCGUGCAUGAGCUUACGAGGGUACUAAUAUAGUAUGAAAAGAAAAUGGCGGGAGAUAAUGAUUCUGUUGCUGCUGUGCAGUGCAUCAACAUCAAGAAGCAUUAUGGGCGGGGCGCCCACCGUCUGGACGUUCUGCAGAACCUGAACAUGUUUGUACCUCAGGGAAGCAUAUAUGGCCUCCUGGGCCCUAGUGGGUGCGGCAAGACCACACUCCUGCGGUGCAUCCUGGGAAGGCUCAGCAUGGACCAUGGUACCAUCUGGACCUUGGGCAAGCUGCCGGGAACCAUCGGGCACGGGGUGCCAGGGAGCAUGGUCGGGUACAUGCCUCAGGAAACAGCCCUGUAUGAAGACUUCACCAUCAGCGAGACGCUCAACUACUUCGGCACCAUCCAUGGCAUGCCCAGGGACGUCCUGCAAGGGAGGAAAGAGUUCCUGAUCAACCUGCUGGACCUUCCGUCCAUGGACUCCAUGAUCAGGAACCUCAGUGGAGGCCAGAAGCGUCGCGUGUCCUUUGCCGCAGCCCUGGUGCAGAGCCCACCUUUACUCAUUCUGGAUGAACCAACAGUUGGAGUGGAUCCCUUACUCCGAAUCAGGAUCUGGGAACAUUUGCUGGCAUUUGCAAAAGAAUGGAACACCACCAUCAUCUUGACAACUCACUACAUAGAAGAAGCACGGCAGGCAAAUAUCGUUGGUUUGAUGAGGAACGGCAAACUGCUUUCUGAGUCUCCACCCCAAGACCUGAUCGACUGCUAUCAAAUGCCGACUCUUGAGGACGUGUUCCUGAAGCUGUGUGUGCAAGACAGCGAGAGAAGAGGGGACGAUGAAGAACAGGCACAAUCAACCGCAGUUGUGGUCCACAGUAUCAAUGGAGCUGUUGAAAGGAAUGUCUCAAGUAGCCAGGAGGACGUUGUUUUUUCCUCUGACUCGGCCAUGCUCAUCGACGAGAGCAGACAUGUUUGCAAACCUGGGCCUUCAAAGCUGCGCUGCUCAGAUAUUUUUCUUAGCCCCGCCCACUUGUGGGCUUUGAUGGUCAAGAAUAUCAUCCGCAUCAUGAGAAAUCCCGGGAUUCUUUUCUUCACGGUCGUCAUACCCAUCCUCCAGACAUCCCUCUUCUGCCUGGCCGUCGGCAAUGACCCCAGGGACCUGUCGGUUGCCGUGGCAAACCUGGACCACCCACCAAUUCUGAGCAAGCUCUAUCUGCAGCAGAUAGACAACUACACCGUGCAUCAGAUCCCGGUGGACACUCUGAGCUUAGGGAAGGCCGGAGUGAGGUCCGGGGAGUACUGGGGAGUGAUCGAAAUGGGAGCCAACUUCUCCGUAGAUCUCCUAAAGAGAUUCCAGAAUUACAGUUCAGCUGAUAAUGCCACCAUCCAGGGCGGUUCGGUCCACGUGUAUCUCGACAUGACUAAUUCCCAAAUAGCCAUUUCACUGCAACAGAAGCUGCUGGAGGCAUUUCAGAAUUUCACUCAGAAGCUCCUGCCCAACCCACAGAUCGCUGAAAUACCAGUCGUGUUUGAGCCGCCCAUCUAUGGCAGCACAAGGACAAAAUUUGUUGACUUUGCCGCCCCAGGCAUAAUACUGACAAUCAUUUUUUUUCUGGCCAUGGGCGUAACAGCGCUGUCCUUAGUGACCGAGAGGAAAGAAGGGUUACUGGACCGGAGCUGGGUGGCUGGGGUGAGUUCUACGGAAGUAAUGCUGGCCCACAUCCUUGUCACUGGCUUGCUGACUAUCAUCCAAAUAAUACUGGUCCUUGUAUUUAUCUUGGCUGUCUUCAAGAUCCCCAACGAAGGCAGCCUGGCAUUGAUCACGCUACUCUGUAUCCUGCAAGGUUUCUGCGGUCAGGCUUUCGGUCUCUUUUCCUCCUCCGUCUGCAGCACCGAGAUCACCGUCAUGCAGUUCACGCAGGGCUUCUUCUAUCCCAUAAUCCUGAUGAGUGGUAUCAUUUGGCCCAUCCAGUCCAUGCCCGAUGUCCUCUAUUACAUCAGUCUUUGCCUGCCACAAACUUAUGCUAACGAGGGACUCCGUAACAUCCUCAGCAAAGGCUGGGGCAUGGAACACUUUGAGGUGUGGCUGGGUUAUGUCAUCACUUUGGCCUGGUCGCUCGUCUUCCUCACCUUGUCGGCCGUGUUCCUGCGCAUAAGAAAGUAGACCCUUUGUUGUUUUUUUAAUUUUACCUCGUCCUUAGUCAUCGGCGGCCAACACACUCAGCAGUAUUUGCAUAAAAUGCCAAUAGUGCUUUGGUCGUUAAACGUACAAUUCUUUUGGCUACGCACAUCUAGUUUACCUAAAAUAGCAAACACCAUGUGACUGGCUCUCAGCCAAUCAGGAUACAGAAUCUAUGGAUGAGAUGUACACGUAAUAUAACAAUACAUAUGCCCACGAAAGCCACUGGCUGAGUGGGUACAGCCACAUCUCACAUUGAUACGUGUGCUGUUGUUAGCAAUAGGUGGGUAAAUUGGACUUAGUCAUUUGGGUAUUAAAGGGCAAACUCUCAGCAUGGUGUCAACUGUUACCUCUUAACUUCAGGGUCAACUUUACCUACAUGGGAACAGGAAUUCAGUUUAUAUUUAGCCAUAUCUCUACAUCUUUGUAAUGCACAAAGACGGUUUGAGGAAACGCGGUGGUUCCCAAACUGUGUCACCUGGGCAUUGUUUGUUUACUCUCAAUUUGUUUGUUUGUUUUUUUUUGCAUAAUGUCGUUGACGAUGGGGUGCAUAGAGACAAGAAUCUAUCUACAUGACCGGAUUUUGCAAACAUGUACCUUGAAUGAAUUACAUGUAGCUCAUAGCUUCUCGGCUCCAUGUGUGGCCCUCUUAUUCCAUGAUUUAAAAACAGCUAAAUGAUACAUCUUGUAAACAUCUGCUGACAAAACAUUUCAAGUGGUUUUUUGUGCAUGCGUGGCAUACAUACUGUAGUGUGGACCUCUGCACAAGAGGUCCACACAAUGUUGGGUGUGAUGGCGUUGUGUGGACUCGCACCUGUCCACACACCCACGCUUACCUUACAUACCUAGUGUGGACAUUCCUUCAUUUUCGUGCAUUUAAGAAAACUCAGUGAAAACACUUGUUUUUCUUGAACUGGAGACACGAUUUUCAGCAAAAUACUUGUUUUUCUUGAACUGAGCACAUGAUUUUCAGCAAAUUACUUAUUUUUCUUGAACUGGGAACAUGAUUUUCAGCUGGCGUUUUGUACAAGGUUUCCUUGACUAUUCCUCUUCCUUUUAAGACGGAUGAUCCUUACCCCAAAAUGCCUCUAAACUUCUUUUUCAGAGAAGGGGAAACUUCCUGUGGGCAUGUGUAAAAGAGUCCACAGAAAGUCUUCCUUUCCUGCAUUGUGCGGACAUCUUUUGUUCACAAGUCCACACUAGGUAUGUAAGGUUAGCGCAGAGUUUUCCUCACUGGAAAGAGUUUCAGAGGCAUUUUGGGGUCAAGGUUAUCGGUUGAAAAAUGAAGAGGAACAGUCCAGGAAAUCAUCAUCAAAAA